AUGGAGAAUCUAAGAAGAAUCAUUGAAAUGUUUGAUUAUGAUCAGUGGGCCCAAUUUCCACCAAGUCAACAAAAAGGAGGAGAGAGCUGUAGCCAGGGAGAGAGAAAGCUACAAAGGCUGUCAGAUGUUGAAGAGGUCCAUGUAGAAGGCAAUGAUUUACAUGAAAGAAAGGGUCCAAAAGCUAUGGCACUAGUUUUGAGACAAAAAAAGGGAUCAUCAAGCAAUGCAAAGUCAGACUGCAUAGUCUUUAUGGAAGGUCAGACUGCACAGUCUUUGCUACCUCAAGGUGAAACCAAGCAAGUAGCUUGCAUUUCAGAUCAAACAGAAUUUGGGGAUUAUCAUACAACCAUUGACAAACUCCGGGAAUCAAGAACUGCUGUAUCAUCGGCUGAUAUUGCUAAUGAUUUCACGCUUGGGGUACCUGGAGAAGCCUUUGCCUUCACUCAGUGCGACAACAAAGUGACUGUUGCAGAAGCUUCUGGUUUGACUGGUGAUAUAUCUCAGCUGGAGCAGUUCAUUAUGGAACAUGUGAAGUUUUAA
This is a messenger RNA of Ilex paraguariensis (yerba mate), 540 nucleotides long. NCBI's taxonomy places the organism in Eukaryota, Viridiplantae, Streptophyta, Magnoliopsida, Aquifoliales, Aquifoliaceae. The record is from the annotation of a GenBank genome assembly.